Messenger RNA from Pieris macdunnoughi, 954 nucleotides. Lineage: Eukaryota; Metazoa; Arthropoda; Insecta; Lepidoptera; Pieridae. The record is from the annotation of a GenBank genome assembly.
AUGAAACUGAAAAAAAUUGCAAGUGCUAAUGUGCUUUUUGGUUGUUUUAACAGUGUGUUCUUUGUAUGUGGUUUUGCACAAGUGGUGUGCGGCUUCUUUCUACUAUGCGACACUCGAAGAAUUCUACUUUCGCGUUUAUUAGCAACACCAGAAGAUGGCUUGGAAGAGCCACCAUUUUAUUACGUAGCAUUGGCUUUGCUUGCGUCUGGUCUCACGAUUUGCACGUUAGCGUCUUUGGGCGUCUGGGCUACUUGUAUGCCGGGAUAUAUUGUGCUAACAUUCUAUUUUCUAGUUGUGUUAUCCUUACUUCUCUGUGAUUGCACGGCCGGAGUUAUUUCAGCGAUUUGGCCUAGAUGUUUUGGCAUUCAGAAUACGCGAGGUGGAUCUGUUGGAGCUUUGCAGGGUUACUAUGGAGUUCCUGACUAUGAAGAUUUCACCACUGCCGUGGAUCUUGCUCAAACUGAGUUAAAAUGUUGCGGCAUGACAAGCGCCCGAAACUACGACAUGUCGAUAUGGCAGUUGCGGCGUUUGGGCCCACGCGGUAUGUCUGUUCCGUUGAGCUGCUGCGUGCAAGGCGAAGAGGAGUCCUACCUCAAUCCGGCGCCUGUUAACCAGUCCAGGUGUCAGGAGGUUACGCCAAAUGCCCAGUUUAGAUAUGUGCCGGGAUGUCUGAUGAAGUUAGAAGAUUGGUAUCAAGAUCAAUAUUUCAUAUUGAUGAUUGCACUUUUUGUCGGCGCUAUCUUCAAAUUGGGGAUUCUACUUACCACAGUCUUCUCUUGCAUUCAACUCAGGAAACAUCGCCGAGUCAAAAUGUUCGUAAAUGAUAAAAAGGAAAACAUUUAUGAACGCACUGACGAGCCGAUAACGACGAAAUACAUACAGCCUAAUAACUUCUACAGUCCCCGGGUGAGGAACCCAAGACUUUUUCAUACAAAACCCAACGAAAUGGUCUGA